UGUGAGAGAGAGAGAGAGAGGAAAGGUGGGGGUGAGAACAUGUGUUCAUUAGUGAAGUAGAGACUGAGGCUAUAAAAGCCAUGUCCGCCGACCAAGAGAGAAGGAGAAGGAGAAGAAACUCUGAAGCUCAAGAGCCAAGAACAAAGAAAAAAAAAUCUUCAACCACCUUUUAGAGAAGACGUCUUAAAAUCCUCCAGGAAACCAGACCUGCAUCAGGUCAGAGGUGGAGCUCAGGAGAGAGAGAGAGCAUUCCCAGAAGAAGAGGCAGAAGAAAAGAGAAUGCUGUGGAGGUCGUCUCUGGUUGUGGCCGUGCUGUGCGUCGGUGCCAUGUGCAGCUGCGUGCAAGCCGAUCUGAUGAGCGGACUGAUCGUGCACAGGGACUACGGGGUCAAGCUGUGUGGCAGAGAGUUCAUCAGAGCGGUCAUCUUCACCUGCGGAGGCUCCCGGUGGAGACGCUCUGCAGAUGGAGACUCGGACUUUUUCCAGUGGAUUUCUCCCAGUGAUGUCACGGCACAGAACAACCAGCAGAGUGAUUCAGACCUGACAGAAAACCUCACUCCUCCUCACACCUCCUCCUCACAGUCUCUGUCAGACCUCCUGGCUCUUUACGCGGCUGUAGUGGACCAGCAGCAGCAGCAGCAGCCUCCUGCUCCCCCUCCUCCCCCUCAUCAUCAUCAGCAGCAGCAGCAACUCCUCAGUGAUCCCUUCCUGCUGGACACCUCUCAGCCCGCCCUGUCUUUUCGGGGCCUUGGGUUAGGUGGUCAGGAUGGAAGUUCAGCGGCUGCUGGCUGGAGCAAGAAGAAGAGGAACUUUUCCCUGGGCGUGGCCGGGAUGUGCUGCAGCCAGGGCUGCACCAAGAAUGACAUCGGACGCUUAUGCUGAGACCAAACACACAACUUCAACACAGUGUUGUCAUAUUUAGAGUUUUCUGUUUUUUGUUUUUCUCUGCUGGUCACUCUCUGUCUGUCUAAAUGCUUUAUAGAUGCAGAAAUAAAAACUGCCUCACUUC
Messenger RNA from Cynoglossus semilaevis (tongue sole), 1009 nucleotides. It is a transcript of the gene rln1, whose product is annotated as relaxin 1. The record is from RefSeq and is a predicted model, not a curated record. Gene Ontology annotation, cellular component: extracellular region. NCBI's taxonomy places the organism in Eukaryota, Metazoa, Chordata, Actinopteri, Pleuronectiformes, Cynoglossidae. Gene Ontology annotation, molecular function: hormone activity; G protein-coupled receptor binding.